Molecule: messenger RNA, 2185 nt
Organism: Echinops telfairi (small Madagascar hedgehog)
Lineage: Eukaryota; Metazoa; Chordata; Mammalia; Afrosoricida; Tenrecidae
Gene: ZNF408
Product: zinc finger protein 408
Exons: 5
Coding region: 37-2139 (700 amino acids)
Source: RefSeq, a predicted model, not a curated record
GCUCACUUCCGGCGGCGUGUGGGUGGCUGGCCCGUGAUGGAAGAGGCGGAGGAGUUUCUCUCGACUGGAAGGAGAUCGGAGCCCGUCCCUGUGCCGCCUCCGCUCCCCGAGUCCGCAUGGAGCCUCCCGUGGGAGCCAGCGCCAGCCAGCCCAGCUCUAAGGAACCUCCCCCGGGGCUUGGCCCUUGGCCCUUCCCUCGUCCACGAGCAGCGUUUGGGGAUCUGGUGUGUUGGGGAGCCCUUGCAGCCGGGACAGCAUUGGGGACCGCUGGAAGAAAAGUCGGUGUCGGAGCAGCGCGAGGAAAACCAGCCUGAGGAGGACCUGUCCCGAGACCCCUGGCGAGACAUCUGCGCCUGCGAGCGGAGUUCAGGUUGGACCAGUUUGGUGCAGCGAGGCAGGCGGGAGAGUGAGGGCAAUGUAGCCCCUGUUCGGAUCAGCGCCAAGCUCCACCUGCAGGUGUGCCGGCUGGUGCGGCCGGGCCUUGAGCUGCUGUUGCUGCUGCCCCGCGGGCCUCCCUCUGAGCCCUCACCCCCCACCUCGCCCAGCCCAGAGGAAGGACAAGCCAGGACUACGCCAGUAACAGAAGUGGUGCAACAGGAGAGACCCCACGCAGGGGAAGGUGCAGCAGAUCCCUCCACAGGUCUCAGCCACAAAGGGCACCCUGGCCUCCAGGCAGAGUGCUCUGUGAGCUCGGAAAGUACUCCCCAAGCCCAGGGCCACCUUGCCAGGAGCAGCCAGCUAGCUGGCUUACUGCUUCAUGCCGAGAGUGUGGACCAGGAGGACCUGCCCCCAAGCCAGACAUCACCCGAACCUCCGAGCAGCCCGCCCAUCCAGCAGGACCCUGGGAGAAGUGACAGCAGCUCCCCCUCUUCUCCCAGGGAUGUCCAGGUUCAUGUGGCCCAGAAAUGCGCUAGCCCCAGCAAGCAGCGAGCCCCUAGAGCCAAGACCUCCAUGCCCCCAAAUCACCAAGCCAAAGAGCCCCAGCACACAGUGCCCCUGCGGGCACCCCUGGCUGGGCUGGCAGGCAGCCCUGCAAAGCAGGGGCGCCGGUACCCGUGUGGGGAGUGUGGUAAGGCAUUCCUGCAGCGGUGCCACCUGAAGAAGCACGCCUUCGUGCACACGGGCCACAAGCCCUUCCUGUGCACAGAGUGUGGCAAGAGCUACAGCUCCGAGGAGAGCUUCAAAGCCCACACGUUGGGCCACCGCGGGCUGCGGCCCUUCCCCUGCGCCCAGUGCGACAAGGCCUACGGCACCCGGCGCGACCUCAGGGAGCACCAGGUGGUACACUCGGGUGCCCGGCCCUUUGCCUGUGACCAGUGUGGCAAGGCCUUUGCCCGCCGGCCCUCCCUGCGGCUGCACCGCAAGACCCACCAGCUGUCCUCAGCCCCUGCGCCGUGCCCGUGCCCAGUGUGUGGGCGGCGCCUGGCCAGCCCCGGCUCCCUGCGGAACCACAUGCGGCUGCACACUGGGGAGAAGCCCUUCUUGUGCCCACACUGCGGCCGGGCAUUCCGCCAGCGGGGCAACCUGCGUGGGCACCUGCGUCUGCACACAGGGGAGCGCCCGUACUGCUGCCCGCACUGUGCCGAAGCCUUCCCCCAGCUGCCCGAGCUGCGGCGCCACCUCAUCUCGCACACCGGUGAGGCCCACCUGUGCCCCGUGUGCGGGAAGGCCCUCCGAGACCCCCACACGCUGCGGGCGCACGAGCGCCUCCACUCAGGCGAGAGGCCCUUCGUGUGCCCCCAGUGUGGCCGGACCUACCCCCUGGCCACCAAGCUGCGGCGCCACCUCAAGUCCCACCUGGCAGACAAGCCCUACCGCUGCCCCACCUGUGGCAUGGGCUACACCCUCCCGCAGAGCCUCAAGCGGCAUCAGCUCAGCCACCAGCCUGCCGUACCCGCUGCCCCCGCCGAAGCCACUGUGGUGCUGCUGCAGGCCGGGCCUGAGCUGCUGGACCCGGACCCCCAGCAGGCAGCCUCCCCGGCCCGAGACCUCAUGGAAGUCACCGUUUCUGAGAGCCCGGGCAAGGGCUGUGUGGCGCUGGGGGAGCCGGGCCCCACCCACAGCCUGGUGCUCCUCCCCAAGGACGCGGGCUUUAGUGCCUGGGCGGCGGAAGUGGUGGCGCUGCACACGGGCACCUGAGCCCCGGAGCCCCACAGGGUGCCUCAUAAAGACAGUUGGCUUCCCA